AUGACUGUCCUCAUAGGGAGUCUCAUCUACUCCUUCACACUUUUUUGUCAUCUGUCCUUGCUUGUGGUCAUAGCUACAAACAGAAAUCUACACUGCCCUAUGUAUUUUUUUCUUAUUACUCUAUCCAUUAACGACUUGAUUGGCAUCACUGCCACAAUGCCAAGGGUCAUGUCAGAUGUAUUGUCUGAUAACAGGCAUAUUACUUACCCAGCAUGCUUGAUUCAGGCUUUCUGUAUUCACAUGUAUGGCGGCGCAACACUUCUCAUCUUGUCCAUCAUGGCAUUUGAUCGCUACCUAGCUAUCUGUCAUCCACUGAGGUACCACUGCAUCAUGACUAAGAGCACUGUUUUAAGUCUGAUUGCCUCGGCUUGGCUGAUUGACUUUUUACUCGUGGGACCCUUGUUCGUUCUCACGUUGCGUUUCCCUCUUUGUAAAACAGCUAUUGUGAACAUAUACUGUGACAACCAGUCCCUGUUAAAACUGACCUGUGCAACAGACACCACGGUGAACAACAUCUAUGGCUUAUUUAUCACUGGUUUACUCCAUGGUGUAGGCAGUCCACUACUACUUCAGUCUUUUGCAGGAAUGAUAUAUAUAAUCGUUCCCCCAAGUCUAAACCCAGUAAUAUAUGGUAUGAAAAGUAAAGAGAUUAAAGCAAAAUUACUUCCAAUGUUUUGUUUGGCAAAAGGUGCUUUUGACGGUGAACAUGAGUCAUCAUGGGCACUCCGACUGGUCUGCGGCUACGCAGCCCCGUACACAGCAGAGUGA
Esox lucius (northern pike) is the source of this 768-nucleotide messenger RNA. RefSeq names its product olfactory receptor 51E2-like. The transcript has 3 exons. Gene Ontology annotation, cellular component: membrane. Gene Ontology annotation, biological process: G protein-coupled receptor signaling pathway. Lineage: Eukaryota; Metazoa; Chordata; Actinopteri; Esociformes; Esocidae. Gene Ontology annotation, molecular function: G protein-coupled receptor activity; olfactory receptor activity. Bases 1 to 768 code for a protein of 255 amino acids. The record is from RefSeq and is a predicted model, not a curated record.